Messenger RNA from Amoebophrya sp. A120, 1822 nucleotides. The record is from the annotation of a GenBank genome assembly. NCBI's taxonomy places the organism in Eukaryota, Dinophyceae, Syndiniales, Amoebophryaceae.
CACAAAUAACGAUCCCGAGGCAGGCUGAAGAACUGAAGGCGAAACAGACACUUGCGAUCGAAUGCUACUUGAUCUGUUGCCAACUGUGCGAUCUUUCAUCGUUGUUCAAGCUCGGAAGAAUACUAGAAUUUGUGCCAACAUUUCAGCUGUGAAUUUCAUACAAACCAGGCGUAUGGUGUAGCGAGAGUUAGUAAGAAUUUGCUUCAUUUUGCAAAGUCGAAUUGGGAUGCAUACAUGAUUCUAUGAGUCAUAUCAUGUCUUAUGGCGGUGAGUAUUCUUUAUCCUUUCUGCAUAGCGCAAGACUCUAAAAACCAAACGCAAAGACACGCACCUCAAGAUUGCAUCCGAAAAGGCGAACCAAUAAUCCCACCCGCAUAUUGAUAUUUUUCGCACAGAAAAUAAAGGAUGAAUUGGGCGAACAAUCCGAUCCGACACCGCUUCCGGCGGAUGCGCGUACUCACCGACGAGAUUGCCAUGACGGUGGACGAGGCCGCGACGGAACUUGAACAAUGGUGCCGCAGCCACCCCGACGCCACGCAGACCGGGGAUAUCGAAAAUUUGUACCGCGCCCUGCAGGAAGACGAGGGGUGGCGGGAGCUGGGCGCGGAAGAGGGGUACUUUUCCCGCAGUCGCAUCACAGUGGAGGUCGCGCUGAUGCCGAGCGCGCUUGGGCGCAUGGACGAAGCAUUGGACUUACUGCUGCGUCAACUCCUGCUUCACUACUUCCCGGAAUGCCAGGGGUACCUCCUCUCUUUUACCGGCGCGGAGAAGGCGGUGGGCACGGGUUUCUCCCACACCUCGCUCGGGUUCAUCCACACGCGAGUAACCUUCAACGCAAUCAUUUUCAACCCCUUCUGUGACCCGAAGAAGUUCUUUCCCGGCCGCGUGAUCACCUGUAAGGAGAAUUUCGUCCUAGUGCGGUGUAUGGAUUUUUUCACGGUCAAGUUCCCCGCCAAGAUGCUGCAGGAGCACCAACUUGUCUACGUAAAGGACCCCAUUUGCCGCUACUGGGUGAUGAAGGACGUCGACAGGAAACAGGCGGUGAAGAACCAAAAUUUGAUCAACCAACACGGAGUGACAGUGUCCGCGCCGAAAAACAGUAUGGCGCUUAAGCCGAUUUUGGCGGACGAAUUGGACGAAAACGACGAGGAACUCCAAAUGGAAUCCGCAGGAGAUUACAACUCAACCAGCAAGGUGCCAUUGAGUCAGGAAAAGCGACAGGAGCUUUUGGCGUAUAUGAACACGAAAGCGCUGAUUCCGGAGCAGACAAGAGUGAAGUUCAAGAUUGAGCCGCACUCUAACGGGGAACCGGGGAGCGACGCGCAGGUUGAGGUAGCAAGGACCAACGUGAUCGCAAAGGUGUUUCAAUUCGCGGAGGGCGGGAAGCUGAAGAGAAAAAGAAAAAACAGGGAAGGUGCGGACGUUCCUGGGACAGAACAAGGUGUAGCUGCUGAUGCUGGUGGAGUAGAGAAGGAAGAACCACAGAGCAUUGCACCGGACGUGGCGUCGUCCGCAGAGAAGAAAAAGAAGAAAAAGCGAGAUCGGAAAGACGCGGAAGACGAAGACGAAGUGCUGGAGUCGGUCGAUCAAGUUUUAGGAGCACUUGAAAAUGAACUGGGCGGCGCGAAAAAAAAGAAAAAGAAAAAGCGAGCCGAAGAUCAUGAGAGCGAGCGCAUCGGCGGUGCAUGAGAGUAGAGCAGACGAGAACAAGUAGACCUUUACAGCGACUGAAGGAAUUAGCUCUCACUACACGAACCUCCGAACGCGAGUUUCUCGUUUUUUCACUUUUUUACCUAUCUGCAAAAUUACCUGGCGCAAUCAU